UGUGGGUUCGUGGGCACUUUUCGUAGAGCGGUGGAAGAUGGACGCGGGAUUCUUCCGCGGUACAAGCGCAGAACAAGACAAUCGCUUUAGCAACAAACAGAAGAAAUUGUUAAAGCAGCUGAAGUUUGCAGAAUGCCUGGAAAAGAAGGUGGAUAUGACAAAGGUGAACCUUGAAGUAAUCAAGCCAUGGAUUACACAGAGAGUUACAGAAAUAUUGGGAUUUGAAGAUGAUGUUGUCAUUGAGUUUAUUUUUAACCAACUUGAGGAGAAGAAUCCAGACAGUAAAAUGAUGCAGAUUAAUCUCACUGGAUUCCUGAAUGGGAAGAAUGCACGAGAGUUUAUGGGAGAGCUGUGGCCAUUACUUUUGAGUGCACAAGAAAACAUUGCUGGGAUUCCCUCUGCUUUCUUGGAGCAGAAGAAAGAGGAAAUCAAACAGAGACAGAUUGAACAAGAAAAGCUGGCCUCUUUGAAGAAGCAAGAUGAAGAAAAAGAUAAAAAAGAUAAGGACACUAAGGAAAGCAGAGAGAGAGACAAAUCAAAAAGCCCAAGAAGGAAAAAAACACGUUCUCCUUCACCUAGGAGAAGGUCACCACUUAGACGAGAAAGAAAGCGUAGUCAUUCUCGGUCUCCACGUCGAAAGACAAAGAGUCCCAGUGCUUCACCAUCUCCUCCUCCACUUCCAACAAAGAAAUCUUUACAGCUGUCACCUGAGCAUGACCAUUUGCCAAUCUUGAAAAAAGAUUUGCUCAUACAGGAAGCUUCAUCUACAAGUGAUAUUUUGAAAGAAGUUAAACCUGAUUCUGUUCAGGAAGCAAAAGAUGCCUCACCAGACAGACCUUUAAAGAAGGAAGAAAAGCCAAAACAGAAAGAAAAGGAGAAAGAGACUAGAGAACGAAACCGACACAGAUCUCGGUCACGUUCAAAAUCACGGUCAUUGUCUCGGUCACAUUCUCGAACAAGACGACGACAAAGGUCACGUUCCAGAUCAUGGUCCCUCCGGAGACGGCCAAGUCCUAGAAGACGUCCUUCUCCACGAAGGCGGAGCCCUCCAAGAAGAGUCCCUCCACCUGCAAGACACAGGAGAAGUAGGUCACCAGUGAGAAGAAGACGAUCUCCAUCCCCUUCCUCAUCAGGGAGCAGCUCAUCAUCGUCUUCAUCUCGGUCACGAUCUCCUCCAAAGAAACCUGUUAAACGCAUUUCUAAUACCCCUCCCCGUUCCAAGCCUCGUCGGUCAUCUCCUUCAGCAAGCCCACCCCGCAGGCGUCACAGGACACCACCUCCUAGUCCACCUCCCAAAAGUCGCAGGUCCACGACUCCUCAGCCAUCUAGUCGUUCAAAGAAAGGGCGUAGUUCAGUUUCUCCUACAAGACCUACAGCUUCUAAACGCAAGAUCAAUGUAAAGAAUGAAUCCCCAUCACCAGCACCAAAGCCUAGAAGAUCUGAACAUUCAGAAUCGGAAGAGGAGAAAGGGGGAAAAGGAGCAACAGCAGAUUCUGUGCAACAGAGACGCCAAUAUCGCAGGCAGAAUCAACAGUCUUCAUCAGAAACUGGAUCAUCCUCCUCCUCUGAAGAUGAAGGACCUAAAAAGUCAGGAGCAAGAAAUGGAGAAAUCAAAAGACGAAGACCCCAUUCAGUUUCGCACAGUGUCUCUCCUUCUCCAAGGAGGCGGCCAAGAGAGGCAUCCCCUAGGAUGCCGCUUGGAAAGAGGUGGCAGUCUCCAUUGGCUAAAAGACGACGACGAAGUCCUUCUCCUCCCCCUCAAGGAAGACGACGGCGCACUCCAUCUCCCCCUCCACCUCCUCGACGCAGAAGGACUCCAUCUCCUCCCCCUCGGCGCAGAUCGCCUUCACCUCAACCACGUAGACGUACACCAUCACCAAGACGAUACUCUCCUCCAAUUCAGAGGAGGUACUCUCCAUCACCACCACCACCUAAAAGAAGAGGAUCAGUAACUCCUCCUCCAAAAAGACGAACCUCUCCAUCCCCAGCUCCCAAACGCCGUGCCUCCAGAUCACCCGUACCUAAGCGCAGGGUUUCACCUCCACCAAAGAGGAGGUCUCCUUCGCCUAGACAUAGGAGGAGUCCUCCAGUAAGCAGACAGAUAAGGGAAGUACGUUCCCCUCCUGUUCACAGUAAGCGUCUCUCACCAUCCCCUGCUCCCAGAGGAAGAAAUGUUAGAGCAUCUGGAAGUCCACCUCCAAGACGAGGGUCCUCAGGCUCACCACAACAGCAAAGACGUCAGCAGUCGCUUUCUCCAAGCAAUAGACCUAUCAGAAGGGUAUCAAGGACACCGGAACCUAAAAAGACUAUAAAGGAGUCACUUAGUCCUCCUCCAGCUGUAAAUAGGAUACCCUCAAGAUCUGUAUCUGGAUCACCUGAUCCCUCUAGAAAGAAAAGACCAGUUGCACCAUCAGCUUGUCGAUCUCGAUCACCAACAGGUUCUCCACCUCCACCAGUGAAAAAGGCUAAGAGUGAAUCUCGUAGUCCAUCUCCUGCAAAGAAUUCUGAUCAAGAAGCUGGAGGAAAGAAAAAGAAGAAGAAAAAGGACAAGAAGCACAAAAAAGACAAAAAACACAAGAAGCACAAGAAACAUAAAAAGGAAAAGGCAGCAGCCGCUGCAGCAGCAGCUGGGGUGGCUGCUGUUUUCCCAGAAACCUCUUUACCUGAGCCUGAGCCUGAAGCUGAAGCUGAUGCUGAUGCUGAUUCAGAUCCAGAUCUUAAAAAGGGUUCAGACACUGACGCAGAAGACAACCUUGAUGAUUUAGAAAAGCAUCUUCGAGAAAAGGCUCUGCGAUCUAUGCGAAAGGCUCAGUCAUCUCCACAGUCAUAAAUAACCAUGAAGGGCCCAAAACACCACUGGUUAAUAGGUUCUUGUAAUCCGGUUGCGCUCUAGAAUGUACAGUUUGUUUUUGAUUUGGGAAUUACUUUUUAUUUCAUAAAACCAUGACUUUAAGUAAUGCCAGUUGAGCACAUUGGGUUUUUCCAUUUGUUCCAAUAUUCGGUUUUAUUUUUUCAGUGUUAUUUGCCUGUGGGAGUUAAUACAAAUGUAAUUACAUUUAUUGCUCUUGUCAUCUUUUGACCCUGAACUUUUUUAUAAAUAUAUAUAUACACACA
Polypterus senegalus (gray bichir) is the source of this 3114-nucleotide messenger RNA. RefSeq names its product serine/arginine repetitive matrix 1 (gene srrm1). Gene Ontology annotation, biological process: regulation of mRNA splicing, via spliceosome; mRNA processing. The coding region runs from base 38 to 2830 and encodes 930 amino acids. The transcript has 18 exons. The record is from RefSeq and is a predicted model, not a curated record. Gene Ontology annotation, cellular component: spliceosomal complex. NCBI's taxonomy places the organism in Eukaryota, Metazoa, Chordata, Cladistia, Polypteriformes, Polypteridae. Gene Ontology annotation, molecular function: RNA binding.